Cutaneotrichosporon oleaginosum is the source of this 2204-nucleotide messenger RNA. RefSeq lists its product as uncharacterized. The record is from RefSeq and is a predicted model, not a curated record. Lineage: Eukaryota; Fungi; Basidiomycota; Tremellomycetes; Trichosporonales; Trichosporonaceae.
GCUCAGUUGGUAGAGCGUGUCAUUAGCAUGAUCAUCUCAUUUCUUGACAAGGUCUUUGGUUCGAUUCCUAACUCGUCCAUGUCUUCUAUUUUUGUCCGUGCCCAAUCCACGCGGAACUUCGGCAUUCAACACCGAGCACCGCGUCGGUCAACUCCGCAUCUCAUCUCGGGCACAUGCUUGACCGGUGGCCCACGGGGUACGCCGUCCGUCUUGGCCUCGUAGCGUUCUAGUCUCACAUUCUGUAGCCCAUAUCUUGGCCUGCCCACUGUCUCUCUUCUUUGCUUUCUCCCUCACAUCGCAAACAUGACUGUCUCACAGGCUUCCACCGAUGGCGUGUUCCGCAUUGCCGCGUUCAGCGGGUACUCGGGCGACCGCUCGGACGCGCUCAAGGACCAGGCGGCGCGCUCGGGCUGCGAUAUUCUCUUCGGCGACUACCUUGCUGAGAUGAACCUCGCGACGCGCGCGCUCGAAAUGCGCAAGUUCCCCGAGCUCGGGUACGAGCGCAAUUUCCUCCACCACCUGAAGAUCGCUGCGUCCGUGAUCGCGGAAAAGCGCCCGAAGAUCAUCACGAACGCGGGUGCCCUGAACCCGCGCGGGCUCGCCGAGGCCGUGGUGGCCCUGCUGGAACAGGAGGGCAUCGAGGACCUGCAAGUUGCGUACGUGGAGGGCGACAACUUGAUCGAUCGUUUGGACGAGCUCGCCGCGGCGGGCGAGACGUUCCCGCACCUCGAGGACUAUGCGCGCCCGCUCUCUUCGUGGCGCCUCAAGCCGGCCAGCGCGAACGCGUACGUCGGCGCGCGCGGCAUCGUCGCCGCCCUGCGCGCCGGCGCCGACAUUGUCAUCAGCGGGCGCUGCACGGACGCGUCGCCCGUCAUCGCUGGCGCGGCGUGGUUCCACGGCUGGCGGUGGGACCAGUACGACGAGCUCGCGGGCGCGCUGCUCGCGGGCCACUGUGUCGAGUGCGGCGCGUACGUCACCGGCGGCAACUCGAGCGGCUUCCGCGCCCUCAAGGACCAGUACUUCAACUUUGCGAUGGGCAUCGCCGAGAUCGCAAAGGACGGGACAUUCGUCGUCACAAAGCAACCCGAGAUGAACGGCGUCGUCACGGACGUGACGGUGCGCUCGCAGAUCCUCUACGAGAUCCAGGGGAAUGUGUACCUCAACCCGGACGUGCAGGCGCUCAUCGACGACAUCCGUGUGACGGACCUCGGACGCAACCGCGUGCGCGUGGACGGCGUGCGCGGCGUCGCGCCGCCCGAGACGACCAAGGUCGGCAUCUGCGGCGUGGCCGGAUACCAGGCCGAGUGCUGGGUCGCCGCGACAGGCCUGGACAUCCCCGACAAGUUCGAGGUGAUGAAGCGGCAGAUCUACGAGAACUUGGGCCCGAAGAUCAAGGAGUUUGACGUGUUCGACAUGACGCAGUACGGCGUGCCGAAGGAGAACGCGCGCACCGAGGCAGAGGGCACGGCGAUGCUCCGCGUCAUGGUGCAGGCGAAGAGCCUCGACGCAUUCGGGCCCGCCGGGCACCUCCUGCCCCUCGUCAACCCCGACGGGCUGGGCCACUUCCCCGGCUUCCAGUGGCAGAUGGACAGCCGUACCUGCAUCCCCGUCCCGUUCAUGGAGUACUGGCCGGCGCGGGUGCACGUGCGCCACCUGCCGCUGACGGUGCGCUUCGUCGGCAGCCUGUUGAAGAUCCCCGUCGACCCGAUCUCGCCGGCCGAGACCAAGCCCGUCGUGCCGCAGCGCGACUACGACCCGCCCGCGUUCGCGGACAAGUGGGGGCCCACGACGCCCGGCCCGCUCGGGUGGGUCGUGCACGCGCGCUCCGGCGACAAGGGCGGAAAUGCGAAUGUCGGCUUCUUCGUCCGCCACAAAGACGAGUACGAGUGGCUCCGCACGCUGCUGAGCAAAAGCAAGAUGGUCGAGCUCCUCGGCGACGAGUUCAAGGGUAACCGCAUCGAGCGCGUCGAGUUCCCCGGCAUGCUCGCCGUGCACUUUGUCGUGCACGACUACCUUGGCCGCGGCGUCAGCUCGACGGUCCGCAUGGACUCGCUCGCUAAGGGCGUCGCGGAGUUCCUGCGUGCCCGCCACGUUGAUAUCCCCAACAAGUUCCUGCUAAAGAGUAAGAUUUAGUCGAUAGAGUGAAGGGCGCGGGGGAGGGGUUGUACGGUCAUCAGCAGUGAAUGCAAGGUUCAGAUAUAAGU